UCGUCGCCGUUGUCGCCUGCUCUUGGAGUCGUACAUUUUUGCAUGAAAAUUGCAACCAAAAAGAAUCACACUCCAUGGCCAUACGACAAUGUCCAAUGCUCGUGAGCUGGCAUUGAUCGAGAAAUGGGCUGAUAUUGCCACACCGGCGACGCCGACGCGGCCCACACUAUCGCCGACCUCGCCGCGUUCCAUUGUGAAGUUCUGUUGCUGUCCGCAGCGCAGGCGCUACGAUUUGCGGCAGUCAAGUGGCGGCAAGAACACGCUGCAUGCCAGAAACAUAUUCGUAGAUAACGAUUUCAGCUAUAUUGAUGAUGUGGCGAGGCAUGAUGUGAAGCAGCGACGCAGCCACACAGAUUGCCAAAACGAUAAGGAGUGCAGCAGCAGCAGCAGCAGCAGCAGCAGCAGCAGCAGCAACAGCAGCAGCAGCAGCAACAGCGAUAGCCACGAUAAUGCCAAUGAUAUCGCUGGCUCGGGCAACGACGGAAAUGUGGCGCUGAUAUUAAUGAAUCAACGAAAUCUGUCUGAACAAUGGCGGCAGGACAACAAAGGCAACAGCAGCAGCAGCAGCGAUCUAUCUGCGGCAACUAAAACUUGCGCUGUCACAAAGAGCCCGCAGAGUGGCAAUGAGCAGCAGCCGCAGCAGCAGCAACGACAACCAACCCAAAGACUUAGCAAUAGCUUGCAACAGCAACAGCAACAGCAACUGCAGCAACAUAGCAAUAAGGAAAAUACUUUAAGCUACGACAACAACAACAAGCCGCGCUGUAAUUAUUGUAAAUUACCCGACACCGACACCGACGACGACGACGACGUGCCACAAACGAACAGCAGUACGACGAAAAUUGAUGCAACGAAGUCGUCGCAGAAUAAAAUGACAAUUACGACAGCCACAGCCUGUGAGUGUGGGCAGACAACAACAGAGGCAGGGGCAGGGGCAGGGGCAGAAGAGUUUGUGGGUGCUGCCACAGAAGUGCUGUGCAACGAUAAAGCAACAUUGACAGCAGCAACAGCAACAGCAACAGCAACACAAGCAACUGCAGCAACACCUAAGCCCCGCAUUGCAGCGCGUCCGACCACGCCCAGCCGCCUCAAGACUGUGAUCAAAACGACAAUGGUGAAGCGCAGUCCUAGCCAUGACUCAACGCAGGCCGCAGCACAUGUGUUGCCACAGUCACAGCCAAACAGCAGCAGCAACAGCAACAGCAACAGCAACAACAUUGCCCAUGACGAGCCCAGACGUUCGGUUAGGGAGCGCAUCGCCGCCUUUGCGGCAGGAAAUGAGCCACUGGGGCAGGGGCAGAGUGGAGCCACAGCGACGCGGCAACAUGACAAAGUCAAGAAAUUAACUCAAAUGCAGUGCAAUGGAAAUGGCAAUACAAAUCAAAACAACAUGACAAGCGAUGUGAAAAGCGCAAUUAGCAGUGGCAGCAGCAGCAGCAGCAGCAGCAGGAACUUGCAACAUCAAACGCUUAUCAACGGCAAGGCGACGACGCCGAAGGCAAUGGCAGGAGGAGUUGCAAGAGCAGCUGCCAGAACAGCAGAAGGUGAAGGAAGUGCCACAGUUGAAGCAGCAAAAAGUGCAACACAAGGGGCAGCAGGAGCAGCAGUAGACACUGCCACAUCGGGCUGCACGUCGGCUAUCGCCACUGACGCGACGCGCUACAAAUCGGGAUUAAGUGAUGCGACGGACGUUGAUGGCAAGACGAUGGCUGCUGCCUCAACCCCAGCCACAGCCACAGCCACAUUUGUGCCAAGUGCUGCAGGCGUUUUUAGCACCGGUUGUGCAACCAUGCCGCGCACUCGCCAAUACGGAAGCAGUGCCACAGCCGCAACAGGAGCAACAACUCCAUGCAACACCAUGACAGCUGAUAAGAAAUUCUUAAGCCAGGCGGCGCCGUCGCCCGUUGCUGCCUCGGGCAACACGGGGCAUCUGCAUCAUAAGCUGCAAUUUGUCGAUAAGGCCGAGUCCAAAUUGGCCGCCUUGGACAACCUCGACCUGGCGCACAGUCUCGACCUGAUGGAUGUCGAUGGCGAUGAUCCGUACGGCGCAUUGCAGGAAUAUCUGGAGCGUGUCAAGCGUGAGAUCAAUGAGGUCUUUGAGCUGCGCAAGGUACAGCGGCUCGAGCAGCAGCUAAGGGAGCAGCUGGAGGAAGCCGCGGGAGGAGCAGGGGGAGCAGGAGGCAUGCCGCUUGAUGAAUUGUCUCGUUCCACGGAAUCAGAUAGCGGCUUUGACAGCAGCAGCACAACAGCAACCACAGGGGGAGGAGGCAGAGCAGCCACCAGGCCCGUGACAACUAAACUUCGAGCAUUGUCGCCACCGCCCCUUGGUGGCGCCGCUCCACCACCACCACCGCCUGCCGCCCCCUUGGAGGAUGUCAACAUUUGGGCGUGCAAAUUUCUACGGGAUCUGGACAGCCUGAUGGCCGGCGAUAAGCUGCCACCGCAUCUGGCCCGGGCACUAGCGGCCACAGGUUCGCCCAGCCAGCAGCCCACAGCCCCGCGGACAGCGCCCAUGCUGCUCUCGGCAGCGGCCACAGCGGCCAUCCAGAGUCGCUUUGGCAAGGGCUCAUCCAUCACGGAACAGCAGCAGCAGCAGCAGCAGCAGAACGGACUUGUCUUGAAACCCGAGAAGCAUGCCACCAUUCCACUGCAAUCGUUUAACCUUGAUUGCGGACGCAACGAAGCGAUGAUGUUGCCAGCCACCGCCAGUGCCAGUGCCAGUGGCAGCAGCGCCAAGUCGAAUGUUGCCUAUAUGCGCACCCUAUCGGCGCCGAGUGGCCAUGGAGGAGCAGGCACAGUCGCGGCUCCAGCCAGUCAGCGCAAGAGCCUCGCUGGCAGCACAUUUAAUGGCCAUGCCAUGGAGACAACAUCGCCGACGACUCAUAAGCUGACAAAUUUCCAAAGUGCAUUGAAAAUCGAGGAGCUGGCAGCGGCGGCAACAGGUGAAUCGAUGACAGCAGCGACCACCAUCGAGGAGGAUUUGAAAUCUAGGCGACAGCGUCAACUGAGCAGCGGCAGCGACAUGGAAACAAUGAUAGCCCCAGCGACUGCGACUGCGACUCCCUCUCCUUCCUCGAUUGUGGCCGCAUCUAUGCCCAUGUCGAUGCCAAAACGGGUGGCCAUUAAUCAUGCGACGGCAGCCUCCUCAUUGAUGAACAGAAAUGCCAUCAGCCCCACGCCAGCAGCCGCAACAGGAGCUGCAGUUGGUGCUGUGACAGCCAAAGGUACGGCCACGCCCGGCUAUCUGGUGGAUGUGACCAAAAAAGGAUCCACAUCAACAAUUUGGACAUCGGAGGAGUCGAUACUCCGCAGCGUUGGCGCCGUCGAUGAAGACAACAACUCCACUUCAUCAUCAUCGGCCUGCGAGGAGGCAACAGGUGUGCUCAGUUCCGGCAAGUCGGGCAUCUCGCUGGACUCCUCUGGGCUGGACAAUGACAACAAUGAGAGCGGCAUAGGCACAGCCACACCGCCCAAGGACAUGUCCCACUGGAAGAGCCACCAUCUGCAGCACCACCACCACCACCACCAUCAUCAUCGCAGUGGCCCGGACAACGAGUCGGUGAGCAGCUUGGAGGCGCUGCGCAAGAUGAAGUUCCAGAAGAGCGGCUCGGUGGCCUCCUCCGAUGAUCCCGAUCUGCUCGAGGUGCUCAGCCAGUGCGGCAGCGGCGGUGAGGCGGAGGCAGAGGCGGCCAACGAGUCCCAAGACGACAUGCUGGAUGAGCCGAAGCAAAAGUCCAGCGGCAGCAGCAGCAAGCCGAACGAUUACGACGAGUGCCACGACGAGUUCGAUCUGGGGCAGCACAUCUGCGACUGCGACUGCACGGACGGCGAUGCGAGCAGCGCCAGCGGCGGCGGCACUGCCUCCAUGGCCGCCACGCCCGUGGUGCUGCGCCGCAAGUACAUCGCCCCACCGCCCAUUCUCGUGCCCUGCGGCGGCCGUCAGCGCAGUCAGCGGAGUCACUCGCUCGAUCACUAUCACCAGCAGCUUCAUCUGGUGCAGCCGCGCAAGCUGCUGCCGCGCCACGCCAAUGCCAGCGGCCACAAGGAGCGCGCUCAGCUCUCCCUAGCACUGCGCCAGGAGCCCUUCCAGUCGCUGCUCUCGCCCACGGCCACCACGCUGACGCAGCUGCAUCACUUCGUGGAGCUGCCCUCGCCGAGCAGCGCCUCGCUGCACAGCAAUCUGGGUGACUCGGGCGGCAUCCCAGAGCUCACCACGAAGUCCAACUCGGCGCCGCUGCUGCUCAAGGAGCGUGAGCUAAGCAGAAGAUACGAUGACUUUGCUGCUCAUCAUUUGACGCUGCGCUAUUCUCGUUCGCAGAGUGAUCGCUAUUUGGCAGAAAUCGAAGCCGUGGAGGCCUGCAAAUGGCUGCGUGCUGCAGGUUUUCCGCAAUAUGCGCAGAUGUAUGAAGUUCAUCAGUUUCCGCUUGACUUGAAUAAUGUAGCCAAAGAUCACACCAAUCUGGAGAACGAUCAGCUGCAGUCGCUGUACCGGCGGCUCUGUGUCCUCAAUCGCUGUGCCACCAUGCGGCUGGACCAGUCGCACAAGCCGCAAACACCGCAGCCCAAGGAGGAAUCGGAUGAUGAGAACUUUGCUCUAAGCGAAAACUGGACAUUCCAACCGCACAUUCGCCGCUGGUCGCGCAUCGGGGAGAUGGGCCUGGAGCUGCCGCCGCCGGGUUCGCUGAAUCUGGAGAAGACCGAGAGCUCCUCGAAGGAGUCCAGCCCGGACCGCUUCGAGGACGAUGGCUACGAUUUGGGCGGUGCUGGCAUUACCCUCAUGAUCCCAGGCUGCAGCAAGACCUCCACGGGCACCACCGACGGCUCCUCGCUGGGCGAUGGCUCCGAUUCGGCUGGACGACUGCGACGCAGUGGCAGUGAACGCAUCAAGGACGGUGCCAAGGCCUUCCUGCGGCGCGUCGAGUCCAUCAAGUCGCGACGCCGCAAGCGACAGAAUCGCGAGAACGUGGUCAUCAGUGGGCCCCAGGUGCUGGACUUGUCGCAGCUGGGACAGCGGAGCAGCCUCCGCAAACCGGAUGCCGUCUACUCCACCCCGCCCUCCCCCUCCGCGCUGAGUCCCCUGCACACAUUCCCCAAGGCGCCGUUCUUCGGCAACGAGCUGAAGGUGCCCAGCCACAGUGAGAAUUUCCUCAGCCCGAACCGCGCCAGUCCAAAGCGCACCCCGACCACACCCCGCUCGAUGCGCACCAGUCCGCUGCACUUCUUCUCGAACCCGAUGACGCAGCUGAAGGAGGGCAAGUCGGACGACUCCUCGUCGUACUACAGCGACAGCCAGGAGUCGUCCACGGGGGGCAAGCUGUCGCUGCGCAAACCCUCCAAGGCGCGACGCUUCCUGCAGCGCUCGGGUAAGGUGGACGACAUCGGGGCCCACUCGGACUCCGAGUGCCACCAGGGACGCAAGCUGCUCAUCAAGGAUGCCAACUCCAACACGACGGAGGUGAAGAUCAAGAAGCUGACACGCGGAGGGUCGCUGAACCUAGGCAAAGAUGUCAAGAAGCGGGAUGGCUUCCGCACUUCCUCGUUUCGCUCGCGCAGCACCACCCGCAAGGAUCCCAAGAACGACGAGGAGCAGGGCGGCGGCGGUGGAGCCAGCAACGGUGGCGGAUCGGGCUCGAAGCGACAGCCUGUGGUGCGCUGGCACAGCUUCCAGAUGGAGGAGCGCCCCAACAUGAUCUUCCGCAAGUGCUUCUCGAAGAAGAUCGAGCCGGUGCAGGAGGAUGCAGGCAUUCCAUUUGCCGCCAUGUCGGCGGGCCAACUCCAAAUCAUUCGCAAACUGGCGCUGGUCACGCUCACCGGCCACAUGGAGCGCUACUGUCCCACCCAUCGUUCCGGCUGGAACUGGGAGCUGCCCAAGUUCAUCAAGAAGAUCAAGAUGCCGGACUACAAGGACAAGAAGGUGUUUGGCGUGCCGCUGCUCCUCGUGCUGCAACGCAGCGGCCAAACGCUGCCCAUGGCCGUGCGCGCCGCCUUCCGCUGGCUGCAGCUAAACGCGCUCGAUCAGGUCGGGCUCUUCCGCAAGAGCGGCGGCAAGUCGCGGAUCAUCAAGCUGCGCGAACAGAUCGAAGUGAGUGACUCCACGGCGGAGUGCAUGGAAGUGUUUGAUCUGCAGCAGGCCUACGAUGUGGCGGACAUGCUGAAGCAGUACUUCCGCGAGCUGCCCGAAUCUCUGCUAACCACCAAGAUGUCCGAGACAUUUGUGGCCAUCUUUCAGCAUCUGCCCGCGGAGGUGCGCCUGGAUGCGGUUCAAUGUGCCGUGCUCCUGCUGCCGGAUGAGAAUCGGGAGAUCCUCUACGUGCUGCUCGAAUUCCUCACCAUUGUCGCGGGCAACUCGCAGCAGAACCAAAUGACCAGCAACAACCUGGGCGUGUGUCUGGCCCAGUCCAUCUUCCACUCGUCCAUUUCCACGGGCUCCGCCUCGGUCUCGGCCUCGCCACGCCGCAAGGGCAAGGGCACCGGCAUGCCGGACAUGAAGGAGCUGGCCGAGGCGAAGGCCUCGCACGAGUGUCUUUCCUUUAUGAUCGAGCACUACAAGCAGAUCUACACGGCCGGCAAGGAGAAGCUGAGCAAGUGCAACUUUAGCUACAUGGAGGAGUCGAAGCCGGUGCCACUGGAGGCCCUGGGCGAGGGCAUGCAGUUCCACAAUUGGCGGGGUUAUCUCUACGAGUGCACCAGCGCCACCAUCAAGGAGGGCAGAGAAAAAACCCGCGGCUGGUUCAGCAUCAAUUCCCUCAACGACAGCAGCGUGGACAUUGCCUACAAAAAAGUGGGCGAUGGUCAUCCGCUGCGUCUGUGGCGUUGCUCCACGGAGAUUGAGGGACCACCAAGGGCGGUCCUCGAGUACGUGAUCAAACAGCGCGCCUCCUGGGACAUCAACUUGCUGCAGUGUCAGACGGUCAAGAAGCUGGACGAUCGCACAGAGAUCUAUCAAUAUGCGCUGGAUGGACAGCUCACCACGGACUUUUGUGUCUUGCGCUCCUGGCAAACGGAUCUGCCGCGUGGCGCCUGUGUCAUUGUGGAGACAUCCAUAGACAAUGCCAAAGCCAAGCCUCUUUAUGGAGCGGUGCGCGGCGUUGUGCUGGCCUCACGCUAUCUCAUCGAGCCCUGUGGCAGUGGCAGAUCGAGGGUCAUGCAUCUGGCCAGAGUGGAUGUCAAGGGCAAAACACCGGAAUGGUACAACAAGAAUUAUGGACACAUUUGCUCCCACUACUUAUCCCGCAUCAGGCUGGCCUUCAAGCACGUUGCCGAUGGACCCGAGAGCAAGGUCUAAGUUGGAAAUAUAAACACAAACAAAAUAUAGUUACAGAUAUGCCGAAUUUACUGGCGGUUAUUCGUCGCAAAAUUGACGCAUUUAUUACAAGAAAGGAAAAGAAACAAAAAGUGAAUAGUUAGCCCCCAAGUUCCCCCAGUUCGAACAACCCAACGAUUACGCAAUUAUCCAUAAACCCAACGGACCAUAAAGAGCUUAAAAAGAGAGAGGAGCAAAGAAAGGGAAAGAAAGAGAGAGAAUAUAUUCUUGUAAAUAGUUUAGUUUUAUAAAUAUCAAAGAGCAGAAACAACAAAAGGUUUUCUUCAAUAUCUUUUUUCGGUUUACAUUUAGUUUAGUGUAUUAUAUUUAUACGUGGUCCUAAUUUAUAUAUUAUCUAUGCAUACCCUAGCUGUACGACACUUGAAAUCUAACAUCCAAAAUACUCAAUACACAAAUAUCACAAAAUAUAUCUGUAAUGAUUUCUGCCCAACCCACAACCCCCCACCCCCAAACACACCCAGAAAUGUCUUUUAAUGUUAAUUAGUUUUUAGUCUCGGCAAAUACGUAUGUCUAACAUUGCAAUUAUCCCCUAGAAGAACGUGAAUUAUUUGUGCAUGAAAUGGUUCGAGAAAAUCUAAAAAGAAAAUACAGCAAAAAGGCGACAAUUGUGCAAAGAAAAACCCUGCAAAUUGUGUAAAGAAAGAAAGAAAAAGCAACCUUCAAAUGUGUAAAGCAAAUUCAACUAGUCAAAUUUUAUAAAUUUAAGCUAAACUAAACUACUAACUAACUGUAGCCCACACCUACACCCAAAAAUACACUCACAUCAAGCAAGAGUUCAAUUGCCACUCAAUAGUUUUUGUCCUGCGUUGAUUUGGUAUGGUAAAUACUAAUAUGAUUGAUUGAUUGAUUGAGUAACUAUUAUGUAAAUGUGUCUGUUAAGCGAAUAAAUUACAUGUCUACACUAUUCGCAUUAUUAUCCUUAUCAGUAGUAGUCUUACGGAGAAAGCAUUAUAUGAUAACUCAAAUAUAUAAAGUAUAAAAGCAUAGAGGAAACCGCAAUAAAAACGUACAUAAAUGC
This is a messenger RNA of Drosophila subobscura, 8342 nucleotides long. RefSeq lists its product as uncharacterized. Gene Ontology annotation, molecular function: lipid binding; GTPase activator activity. NCBI's taxonomy places the organism in Eukaryota, Metazoa, Arthropoda, Insecta, Diptera, Drosophilidae. Gene Ontology annotation, biological process: regulation of Rho protein signal transduction; actin cytoskeleton organization; signal transduction. The record is from RefSeq and is a predicted model, not a curated record.